UUUCAUUAAGCUGGACCAGAGCUUGUAAUGCAAAUGGAGUAGCAUAUGCUUGUUGCUCAUGUGCCUGGCGGACUUAGAGUUCGACUAUAUCAACCCUUAUGAUUCAGCUUCACGAAUAAAUAGUGUGAUCUUGCCAGAGUUUGCUUUGCAAGGAGUCUUAUGCCUACAAUUUCUCUUAUGUGGACACUGGUUGAUGUUUUUGUUUUGUGUACCGGUCAUUUACUGCAAUUGGAAAAUGUACGAGAAGAGACAAUAUUUAGUAGAUGUAACAGAGAUAUUUAACCAGCUCAACAGGGAAAAGAAACGGCGACUCAUUAAGCUUAUAUACAAUGUCAUCCUCCUCUUUUUAUCCUUGUUCUGGAUGAUUUGGAGUGUAUUAGCUGAUGAUGAGUAGAAGUGCUUCAACAGUAAGUAUCUAGUAUGAAAUUCCUUCAAUAACUCAUAGUUCUAGAUCUGUUUUACUCAAUAUUGUGAUUCUGUAUUAUAGUUGAUUGGCUUGAUGCAGGCUUUUUUCUUUUUUUCUUUUUUCUUUUUUUUGGGUAUGGACGGAGACUCUUCGAGCAUCAGUAAUCAGAAAUUUGCUGGCAUGGUCGUAGUUCUCCAUUAUGUGAUGUUUCUAUGAAGAUGUGGACAUGUGCAUUAUUGAUUAAUUAUUUUUAUUUAGGACUGGGGAAAUGUCCAGUAAGUUAUAAUUUAUGCAGAAGUUUCAAUGAACGUUUUUGCACAUUCAUCUGGUGGCUGUAAUGUAGAGUUGGGGAGCUUUGUAUGAUAAAAGAUUAUUUGACGGCUCCAGUUCUAAGCGUAUUA
Molecule: messenger RNA, 807 nt
Organism: Asparagus officinalis (garden asparagus)
Lineage: Eukaryota; Viridiplantae; Streptophyta; Magnoliopsida; Asparagales; Asparagaceae
Product: probable protein cornichon homolog 2
Exons: 4
Coding region: 59-394 (111 amino acids)
Biological process (GO): vesicle-mediated transport
Source: RefSeq, a predicted model, not a curated record